AGACAAACUGGACAACUUGUGGAACGACUUCUUGGACAUUCUUAGUGAAAAAACUGGUGAAACACUUGAUUAUGGUAUUCAUGCGCAAUAUCCCGGAUACGGUCCAGAUGGAGACCACGGCUACAAUGGAGGAGAGGGUUAUGGUGGCAGAGGUCAAGGUUAUGGUGAAGGGUGGAAUGGAGGGAAGGCUAUGGUGAAGGCAAUGAUGAUGGGUAUGAAGGAGGUUACGGGGAAGGUUAUGGUGGGGGUUUAUAGAGGAGGGUAUGGAGGAGGUUUUAGAAGGGGAAGAGGAAGAGGAAGAGGCAGAAGAGGGGGAGGUGGUGGAGGCUACGGUGGUGGAGACUUUGGGCCACCAUAUCG
Messenger RNA from Homalodisca vitripennis (glassy-winged sharpshooter), 360 nucleotides. RefSeq names its product ctenidin-3-like. The annotation marks the transcript as partial. The record is from RefSeq and is a predicted model, not a curated record. The transcript has a single exon. Lineage: Eukaryota; Metazoa; Arthropoda; Insecta; Hemiptera; Cicadellidae.